UCCCAUGCCCGGACUUGUGGUGGCUGCAGCGCGCAGCUUCGACUUGUGGAGGAAGUGUGUGUUGUAGUGGUUGUUCUGUGCGCCACUUCGCUGUGUGUGGUUUAGGACUUAAAACAAAGAAGAACAAGACGUGUUUGGGGUACAUCGUGAGCCCCUGAUUGUGCAAAGAGGGGCUCUGAUGAGUGAGCUCAAUGACGGGCUGAGGGCUCUUUAACAUACGUCCUCCGUUCUCUUUUUCUGCACCUCUUGACUGACAAAGGAGGGCAAAGCAAGACUCCAAAGUAGCUUCCAUGCUGUCUGCAAAGCAGGAGGGACCCAGAUUCAACAUGGAGGAGGGUUACGAGCUGGACUUGACUUAUAUCACAGAGCGCAUCAUUGCCGUGUCCUUCCCUCUGGGAUGCCUGGAAGAGAUCUAUGCUCACAACCUGAAGGAUGUUACUCGAAUGCUGAAGUCCAAGCAUGCCGACAAUUACCUGAUUAUCAACCUAUCAGAGAAAAGGCAGGACCUGUCAAAAAUGAAUCCAAAGACUCUGGAUACAGGCUGGCCCGAUCUGCACGCCCCACCUUUGGAUAAGAUCUGCACCAUUUGUAAAGCCAUGGAGAGCUGGCUCAAUGCUGACCCGCUUCACGUCGUUGUUAUACACUGCAGGGGCGGCAAAGGUCGAAUCGGUGUUGUCAUUUCAUCCUUUGUCCAUUUCACCGAUGUAUCUGCCAGUGCUGAUCAGGCACUGGACCGCUUCGCUAUGAGGAAAUACUACGACGACAAGGUGUCUGCUCUGAUGACACCGUCACAGAAGCGGUAUGUUUGGAUCCUCAACAGUCUUCUAAGCGGAUCCAUGAAGAUCAACACCUCACCUUUGUUCCUGCACUGCAUCAUCCUGCAUGGAAUACCCAAUUUUGACUCCUCGGGAGUUUGCCGACCGUACGUCAGAGUCUACCAGGCAAUGCAAGCAGUGUAUUCAUCCGGAAUCUAUCACAUUGGUCCAGGCCACAGGGGGCGGAUUUGUGUCACCUUGGAGCCGGCCCAGCUUCUGAAAGGGGACAUAAUGAUUAAAUGUUACCAUAAGAGUGAGGUUUCUUCUGAGCGCGAAGUUAUCUUCCAGCUGCAGUUCCACACAGGAGCGGUGCGGGGUUACAACUUGAUGUUUGAUAAAGAGGACAUGGAGGCUGCCAACAAAGAUCACAGAUUUCCAGAUUAUGGCAAAGUAGAGCUGAUUUUCUCUGAGGGACCAGAGAAGAUUCCAGGUGCUGACAGAUGGCAGAACGGCGUUGAUGUUACAGUGGACUACAACACUGUCGACCCGCUCAUCCGCUGGGACUCCUACCAGAACAUCUGUGAUGCUGAAGUACCUCGCACUCAAAGCCUAAGUCAGGACAAACCGUCCACCAAGAGAAACCCCAACGGAGACGAGGCCACGCUAGGCCGAGGGGCCUGCACCACUUCUGCGACCUCCAGUCCCGACCACAGUGACCACGCCCUCUCUGUCAGCAGCGAUUCUGGCCUGUCUAGCACCUCCCUUUGGGCCGACAAGCCCACACCUUUGUCCACUGCUGUCACGUCUGCCACCAUCCGCUCCAACAAGGUCCCCAGUCACCAGGAGAAAGUCCAGCUCAAACGGCUUUUAAGCAGAUUUGGAGUUGAGGACCCCUCGCUGGAGGAGAUGGAGGAUCCACCCCCAAGAGUGGUCAUCCAUCAGAUAGUCCCAGCUCAAGUGCAUAUUAAUGGAGAUCCACAUCCUCAAGACAGGGAGACUGACAUCUUGGAUGAUGAAGUCAUUACAGGGAAUGAUCUGCAUAGUGUUGACAGCUUUGGGACAUUGUCAUCGUCCUGCCACAAGAGCAGUCAGAACUCCCUCCUCUCUGAUGGCUUUGGUAGUCCUGGAGGGGAGGAGCAGCAAAGCCAGACUCACGUUCAUCACCCUGCAUCUUCUGCCAUGGAGGACUUUGAGAGACAUUAUGGUGAGGGUAGAAGGGGCCAUCUUGGCUCCAAGAGCAACUCAGUGGUCACUUCCAACCCUAGCAGCGCUUCCGUGCCAAAGCAGCAUGUAUACAGACAGGGAAGCUACUCCACACAUUCAUGGGUCCGUCAACAGCAGAUGGUUGCUGUGCAACAGCUCAUCUACAUGCCUGAGGAUGGAAAUGACACAGAAAGGUACCCAGGCAACAAACAAGGGAGUAGUUCACCUAAAGACGGCUUGUCCAUGGAGCAGCAGAACUCAACUUCUCUGAGAAGUACAGCUCCUCACAAGGAACAGGCGAUGCUCAACAAUAACAACAAUAACAAACGCGAUGAGGAGUUCAAAUCUCUAACGAUGGACAUUGAUAACUCCAUAGACCAGCUUAACCAGCUCAUCAUGGACCUGGAUCCCACCUUUGUGCCUCUCUCCAACCAAAACGAGUCCAUGAAGAAGAACGGAGGCAACCACUUGAAUAGCUCGGCUUCCAAAUGCUCAAACGGCAUUGAUGUCAGAUUCAGUGAGAAGAACACACAGCAGACAGCUGUGCAGUUCAAUGAUGGGUGCGGGGAUGUCACUCGGAGUUUCAGUCGUCAGGGAAGUGAUGUCACGGAUCUCCCAAGCUUUUGCAGCUCAGGGUGGGUGGCGCCAGAGUACAGCAACCAGAGGAUAUACUCCCCCUGUGUGUCACAGUCUGAGCAUACCGUGUUGUGCAGGAACGACAGUGCUGAUUAUAGGGGACAAGGUCCAGAUACAGACAGCGGGGUUGAAGCUGGGUGUGACAUCACUCCUCCCACACCUGCCUUCCCUAUAUCUCCACCUACACCCUAUGUGAAAAAUAUGUCAGAAUUCACUCAUUCCUUCCGGCAAACACCGUCUCCCAGCAUGCAGUCUUAUGGAGGCUAUAGAACUGACCAUGAAUCGCAGGGAUUUUCAGAGAUGAUGAAUCAUGCUGGAGUUGAUGUGUCAUACUCUACUAUCAACUGCCACAGGACGCUAAAUGCUGCACAAUCUGCCGCCAUGGUUGGGUCCCAUCAGAGGACAGAUAGUCCAUUAGUGAACCAGUCCUGGCAGGGGGAACAUCCUAUCCUGAACCAUCAAGCCUCUUCAACCAACAUCCCCUCCGCUAGACAAGCCCCCCAGUGCUCUGCCUCACAGGACUAUGGCCACCACCAUGUCCACCCGGCGCCUAAUGCCCACAGCUCGCCUCGUAGCAGCCAGCGUAGCCGUAUGGCUUGCUACACCCUGAACCACAGUCCAGCCCAAAGCUUUAACGAGCAAGAGGACACGGGUGUAGGUUACAGUUCGGAUUGUCCCACUUCCACCUUGUCUGUACUCGGAAACGGGGCUAUGGAAAGAGAUAUACUCAACUCUUUGGAUGGCAAUCAGUCACAGCUCCACCAAUUGCAACCCCCACAUCUGCCUGAGAAGAAGAGGGCAUCGGACGGGGAGAAUUCACUGGGAAGAGCCUCUCCGGCGCUAAGUGGUUUCUCAAGUCCACACAGUGGGAGCUCGCUGAGUAUCCCCUUUCCUAAUGUCUUACCUGAUCUGUCUGCACAAAUGCCAGGAACAGGCUCACUUCUGCCAGAUGUUCUUAACAGCAAGCAGGUUACUGUCAAAUUUGUACAGGACACAUCCAAAUUCUGGUACAAGCCUGACAUCUCAAGAGACCAAGCUAUUUCAGUCUUAAAGGACAAAGAGCCAGGCUGCUUCAUUGUGCGGGACAGCCAUUCAUUCAGGGGGGCCUACGGUCUGGCGAUGAAGGUGGCCACACCUCCACCUUCAGUUAUCCAGCAGACCAAGAAAGGCGGAGAUCUUUCUAAUGAAUUAGUGCGCCACUUCCUGAUUGAAUGCACACAGAGGGGGGUUCGCUUGAAGGGUUGCCCCAAUGAGCCUUAUUUUGGAAGUUUAACUGCACUGGUUUGCCAACAUUCAAUUACUCCCUUGGCUCUACCUUGCAAACUCAUCAUUCCAGACAGAGACCCACUAGAGGAUGUUGUGGAGAACACCUCACAGUCAGUCACCAACUCUGCUGCAGAGCUCCUCAAACAAGGAGCAGCUUGUAACGUGUGGUACCUAGGCUCGGUGGACAUGGAGUCCCUGACGGGGGUCCAGGCGGUGCAGAAGGCCACCGGUAUGACUCUGAGCUCUAAUCCUCCUCCAAUUUCCACGGUGGUACAUUUCAAGGUGUCCUCACAGGGAAUCACCCUCACUGACAACCAGAGGAAGCUUUUCUUCAGGAGGCAUUACAACGUCAACACUGUUAUAUUUUGUGCUUUGGACCCUCAAGAUAGAAAGUGGAAAAAGGAUGGCUGUCUAUCAGCAAAGAUUUUUGGCUUUGUGGCCAGAAAAAGCGGCACUUCCAUGGACAACGUGUGUCACCUGUUUGCAGAGCACGACCCUGAGCAACCGGCAAGUGCCAUCGUCAAUUUUGUGUCCAAGGUGAUGAUUGGCUCGCAUAAGAGUAAGUGAGGAACCCCAUACCCUGGAGAGACUGAGAACUGGAAAUAGCAACGAUAAAGAUGGUAAUGACCCUAAUAUUACCAUGAUAGUCUGCUGACAAUGAACUUUUAAUACUUCAUUUAUACUGAAUUUACUUAUUACCAAUAAUAAGCAGUCAGGGCAUUACCAUUGUUGAUGAAUGUCAAUGUUUUUUUCUCUUGCUAAGUGUUUAUAAGUUGCUUCCAUGGCGUACUUGGCCUGCAUAUUUGAUCUAUGCAACAUAAAAGUAUAUUUUUGUAAACCUACUUAAACAUGUAUAAGCAUUUAAGUCUUUUUAUUUAGUUGGAUGUGAAUGGGACCACUUUCAAGGAAAGUGUGUGUGUGUGUGUGUGUGUGU
Doryrhamphus excisus (bluestripe pipefish) is the source of this 4794-nucleotide messenger RNA. It is a transcript of the gene tns3, whose product is annotated as tensin 3. Gene Ontology annotation, biological process: dephosphorylation. The record is from RefSeq and is a predicted model, not a curated record. Gene Ontology annotation, cellular component: focal adhesion. Lineage: Eukaryota; Metazoa; Chordata; Actinopteri; Syngnathiformes; Syngnathidae. Gene Ontology annotation, molecular function: protein binding.